Molecule: messenger RNA, 2115 nt
Organism: Prorocentrum cordatum
Lineage: Eukaryota; Dinophyceae; Prorocentrales; Prorocentraceae
Source: the annotation of a GenBank genome assembly
UGGCGGAUGGCGCGCCCGCCAGCGCUUGACGCCGGGGGCUGGGAGGCCUCCUACAGCGCGCUCUCGGCCGCCGGCGCCGCGGGCGCGCCGCUCGACGACGCGCAGGUCCUGGCCUCGCCGCCGCGCACGCGGUCGCGGGUGCCCUCCAGCGACAACCUCUUCGUGGACCUGGCCUCGUGCGGCAAGGAGGGGCUGUCCGCCAGGAUCGGCCAGUUCCUGGACGGCCUCCAGCGGUACAGCGAGGUGACGUCCCCGAGGGCCGAGGUCGUCGGCUUCGCGGGCAGCGGCAUGCGCCAGGGCUCCGUGGCCAGCGGCGUCUUCACGCUGGUGGCCUCGGCCAUGGGCGCCGGGUGUCUGUCCCUGCCGCACAUGUUCCGGCGCAGCGGCGUGGGCCUGGGGCUUGCGCUGCUCGCCUGCGGUGCCCUGCUCGCCCACGUCGGGCUGGUGGUGCUGAUGAGCUGCGCCAGGUACACCAACAGCGGGUCGUUCGCCAGGCUGGUGUCCUUCGGAAGCGCCGACGGCAGCGCCCCAAGCCGCAGCGCAUCGGUCGACGCUGUCAUCGCCGCGUAUGGCCUGGCCGCGGUGCUGAUCUACAUGAUGCUCAUCGGGGACUUCUUCGAGGGCAUCGCGCAUUCCGCCGCAGUGGGUCUCACGGGCAUGUCUCGCCAGACUCUGAUAUUGGGCUCCCUGCUGGUGGUCUUCCCGAUGUCUGUGCCGAAGAGCGUCACAGCGUUGCGGUACAUCUCGAUCCUCAGCACCGCCUCCAUAGCCUUCAUGAUGGUGGUGGUGAUGCUCAAGACGCCCGGCUUCCUGCAGGCCCCCGAGGCGCGCGGCCACGUGGUCUGGUUCCAGGGCGACAUGCGCUCCACACUCCAGUCGUUCUCCAUUGCCAUCUUCGCGUUCAGCGCGCACACCAACGCGGUGCCCGUCGCGAUAGCCUUGGACCACCCGCGACCGGCGGUGAUUUGGCAGGUGUCUCUGACCUCAGUGAUCAUCGAGCUCGUGAUCUACUCGGCGAUUGCAGCCUGCGGCUACAUGUCCUUCCUGGACGAUACGAAGCAGGACUUUAUCCGCAACUACUCGGAGGACGACCGGAUGAUGCUUGUCGUGCGGUGCGUGUACGCGAUCCCGGUGGUGCUCGGCGUCCCCAUCAACCUCUCGCCCGCUGUCGGCUCCAUGAAGGCUCUUGCCAAAGGCGCCCUGGCCGCGGCCACCAGGUCGCCCGCCGCCUCGCGGAAGCCGCCGGCCGCACCGCGGCGCUCGCCGCUGCGGUCCCUGCUCCGGCAGGCCCCGCACGUGGCCCUCAUCGCGGCGGUGCUCGGCGCCUGCGCCGCGCUGGCGAUCUGGUGCGAGGCCAUCGCGGACGUCAUCGGCCUUUUCGGCAGCUUCUUCGGGACGCUGAUCUGCCUGGUCUGGCCGUGCAGGAUCUACCACUCCAUCAUGGGCAGGCUCCACUCGAGGUGCAUCGGCGUCCCCGUGGGCUAUGCGCUCCUCCUGGCCACGGUGGUCGGCGCGCUCUCCUUCGUCCUGCAGGCCUCGGACUUCGCGCGCCGCGCCCUCGGGCUGUAGAGAGGCGCGCGCCCCGUGGGCGCAUCGAUCUCGGGCGGCCGCGCCCCUCCCCGCGCGGUUUGCCCUGUCGGGCCUGGCCUCGCCCUGCCGCCUUGCGGCCGGCCAAAUCCGCGCGGACCUCUGAAAUUUAUGUUCAUGUCGUUGUUUGUUCCUCGUUUGGUUUACUCCGGCCCACAUCAGGUGGCCAGAUGGAGUCGCGGAUUGGUGUUCGCUCGGUCCUGGUGUGGAGUUCCAGGCUAAUACCGCAGAGGAAGUGGCCACUUAGCGGCACACUUCGCGUUCUGCUUUUCUACGGAAUAGGUCGGCCACGCGCAGAGGGGGGUAGGGGAGGAGGGAAGGUUUCUUGGAAGCACCGCUGCUUCUUGGAAGGCCGGGCCUUCUAAGAAGCAGCCUUCUCCUAAGAAGCCUUCCCCCCUCCCCCCAUACCCCCCUGUGCGUGCCGCCAGAUAGGUUAGAUUGUUUCAGGUGUUCGAUCAUUGACCGCUUGCCGUAUGUAUAUCAAGGGGUCCAUGGUCGAAUAUAUUGAAUUCUUGGACGUGGCGGAGG